GGUGACCACGACCCUCAGCUGCUAUAUAAGGUGGAUUUUCUGUAGUUGGAAACAUUCUAGAUCAAGUAUCUGAAUACAUUGCAACAUGUCCACCUUCGCUUUCCUCCUCCUCUGCGUUCAGGCUUGCCUGAUCCAAAACGUCUACGGACAGUGCCUGGGUAGAGGACUGGGAGGCUGCGGCUGUGGAGGCGGCCUGGGUGGCUACGGACUCGGCUACGGCUUGGGUGGAUACGGCGGCGGAUAUGGCUAUGGCGGAUACGGCGGUGGUUAUUACGGUGGCUAUGGCGGCGAGGGCGUCGGUAACGUGGGUGUCGCCGGUGUGCUGCCCGUCGGUGGUGUCACCGCUGUCGGUGGCCGCGUGCCCAUCAUCGGUGGUGUCGAGUUCGGAGGUCCCGCCUGCGCUGGCGGCUGCGUCUCUAUCUGCGGACAUUGCGCCCCUACCUGCGGCUGCGGAUACGGUGGUCGCUAUUACUGAAGAAAUUAACUGGCAUGAUGCAACGAGGUCCUGUUCUCAUGAAAUAUUAACAUUGAAAAUUGACAAUUGAUCGAAAAAUAAAUCUUUGCAAGCAUCAAAA
Bombyx mori (domestic silkworm) is the source of this 575-nucleotide messenger RNA. RefSeq names its product chorion class A protein L11-like. NCBI's taxonomy places the organism in Eukaryota, Metazoa, Arthropoda, Insecta, Lepidoptera, Bombycidae. Gene Ontology annotation, molecular function: structural constituent of egg chorion. Gene Ontology annotation, cellular component: egg chorion. The transcript is spliced from 2 exons. The coding region runs from base 86 to 475 and encodes 129 amino acids. The record is from RefSeq and is a predicted model, not a curated record. Gene Ontology annotation, biological process: chorion-containing eggshell formation; multicellular organism development.